Molecule: messenger RNA, 276 nt
Organism: Echinostoma caproni
Lineage: Eukaryota; Metazoa; Platyhelminthes; Trematoda; Plagiorchiida; Echinostomatidae
Source: the annotation of a GenBank genome assembly
AUGAAACUGGCUGUCAUUCUAGGACUGCUCCUCCUGGUCGCCCUGUCAAACGCGGCUGUCGCUGAUCAGACAACUCCAUUGGCCGAUCUGACAUAUCAAGAAUUCGGUGCGAAAAUUUACGUGAAAGCAAAGGCAGUCUUCCCGAAAAUGGUUGAAUGUUUGGCUAAGAAGGGAGAAGCUCAAAAUCUAACGCAAAAGUUCCAAACUGCUCGUGGUGCAAUGCGCGAAUUUAUCUGGGCUUUGCUUCUGACAAUGGACAACGCGGAAACCUCCUAG